Molecule: messenger RNA, 3349 nt
Organism: Monopterus albus (swamp eel)
Lineage: Eukaryota; Metazoa; Chordata; Actinopteri; Synbranchiformes; Synbranchidae
Product: sodium/hydrogen exchanger 6-like
Exons: 17
Coding region: 228-2336 (702 amino acids)
Biological process (GO): regulation of intracellular pH; potassium ion transmembrane transport; sodium ion import across plasma membrane
Cellular component (GO): recycling endosome; plasma membrane
Molecular function (GO): sodium:proton antiporter activity; potassium:proton antiporter activity
Source: RefSeq, a predicted model, not a curated record
UGUUAUAGUAUUGUGCAAUUUUGUAUUGUAUAAUGACAACAAGCAUGAAACCCUCAAACUCCACGAAACGUCGCUGUUUACGGGGGUGGCUUUUAUUUUUGACGAACCGGAAGUCCCCGUGUUUUGAUAGAAGAAGCUGUCAUUUUCUCCUCUCCUUCAAGCAGUAGUUUGUAAUCAGAACCGAUGCUAUUUAAACAUCAAAUGUAACAAUUUCCCGGACAGCUAGAAUGGGAUCUACACUGAGACGCCUUCCUGGCGUCACGCCGUCAAAUGCGCUCCUCUCACUGCCUUUUUUAAUGACAUUUUUGUUGGUCGGGAGCCGCGGAGAGAGCAGUGCGAACACCGAAACUGAGAGGAUGGCCGAGGAGAGCCACCGACAGGACAGCGCUAAUCUGCUCAUAUUUAUACUGCUCCUAACGCUCACCAUUUUAACUAUAUGGCUGUUCAAACACCGUAGAUUUAGGUUCCUGCACGAAACAGGACUCGCCAUGAUCUAUGGCCUGUUGGUGGGUGUGAUCCUGCGGUUUGGCAUCCAUGUGCCCCAGAGCAUGACUGACAUGAUCCUAAACUGUGCUGUCAACGCCAGUCCUGCGUCUCUGUUGGUCAAUGUCAGCGGCCGAUUCUAUGAGUACACCCUGAAGGGGGAAGUCAGCCGAAGCAAAAGUCACCAAGUGCAGGAUGAUGAGAUGCUGAGAAAGGUGACAUUUGACCCAGAAGUGUUUUUCAACAUUUUGCUGCCUCCCAUCAUCUUCCACGCUGGUUACAGUCUGAAAAGGAGACAUUUUUUCAGAAACAUCGGCUCCAUCCUGACCUACGCUUUCAUGGGAACGGUUAUAUCCUGCUUUGUUAUUGGGUUGGUCAUGUAUGGCUUUGUGUCCUUCAUGAAAGCUGUGGGCCAGCUAGGGGGAGAGUUUUACUUCACCGACUGCCUGUUCUUUGGGGCCAUCGUUUCGGCAACAGACCCAGUGACAGUGCUGGCCAUCUUCAAUGAGCUGAAGGUAGAUGUAGACCUGUAUGCUUUACUCUUUGGGGAAAGUGUCCUCAAUGAUGCUGUGGCCAUCGUCCUCUCUUCCUCCAUUGUGGCGUACCAGCCUGAAGGAGACAACAGCCACAGCUUUGAAGCCAUGGCCAUGUUGAAAUCCUUUGGCAUUUUCCUGGUCAUCUUCAAUGGAUCCUUGGCUCUUGGAGUGGCCACUGGAGUCAUGACUGCUCUUGUGACCAAGUUCACUAAGCUGAGGGACUUCUCCCUUCUGGAGACCGCUCUCUUCUUCCUCAUGUCCUGGAGCACCUUCCUGUUAGCCGAGGCCUGUGGCUUCACAGGCGUAGUAGCUGUGCUGUUCUGUGGGAUAACUCAGGCUCAUUACACCUACAACAAUCUCUCUUCCGAAUCUCAGGACAGGACCAAACAGUUAUUUGAGCUGCUGAACUUCCUGGCAGAGAACGUCAUCUUCUCGUACAUGGGCCUCACUCUGUUCUCCUUCCAGUCACAUGUUUUCAACCCUUUGUUCAUCAUUGGAGCCUUUCUGGCAGUGUUUCUGGGCAGAGCAGCAAACAUUUACCCUUUGUCCUUCCUGCUCAACCUGGGCCGCAAAAACAAGAUCAGAUUCAACUUCCAGCACGUCAUGAUGUUUGCAGGUCUGCGUGGAGCAAUGACCUUUGCCCUUUCUAUCCGAGACACAGCGACUUAUGCCCAUCAGAUGAUAUUUUCAACCAAUCUCCUCAUUGUCUUCUUCACUGUGUGGGUCUGUGGAGGUGGCACCACACCCAUGCUGUCCUUCAUGAAGAUACCGGUGGGUGUGGACCCCGAUCAAGAAAACUCUAGUUCUGGGUCACAACGGAGGAACAACAAACACGAGAGCGCCUGGCCCUUCAGGAUCUGGUAUAACUUUGACCACAACUACCUGAAACCCCUCCUGACCCACAGCGGCCCUCCUCUCACUGCUACUCUGCCGGCAUGUUGUGGCCCGCUGGCACGAUGCCUCACUAGCCCACAGGCUUAUGAGAAUGAAGGUCAGCUUAACGAUGAUGACUCUGACUUCAUCCUGAAUGAUGCCAGCUCCAUGUACGCUGAUGUCACCGUCAGCACGGAUGCAUCUGGAUCAUAUGCUGUCAACUGCAAGCGCUCCUCCAUCGCCAGCACUGGGGUCGGCCCGUCUGACGAAGGUCUGGAUCAUGAGCUCACCUUGGCAGAAAAUGAAGUGGCAAUCAGGGGCACCCGUCUUGUCCUGCCCAUAGAUGACCCAGUAGAGCCCCCAGCCACAGUCACCCUGCCCCCGCCACCCUCUCCACCACACUCAGAGCCACACAGGCACAGAAUACUGGUUGACUUGACCUAAUGUUGACCUCCUGCUCAAAAUUCACUGGUGGAGAAGGCUCAAAAAGGAGAAACCCUGGAUUUUGAUUGGCUAAGAAUGGAGCAACAAGACGAGGACAGUGGCCUCUUCAUAUGAGCGGUACUAAAAACAGCAAAUAUUUUCCACAACUAGACUGUGGGUAAAUUUGCUAUGAAUCAACUAGUUAAUGGACAGAAAGCUAAAUGGCAGUUACUUUAAUUUGCAAGCCGUUUGUUGAAUUGUCUCUUAUGUUGCUGUUUCAUUUUUCAAGUAAAAACACUGAACACUGGUUUCAGAUUCUCAAUUUUGAGGAUUUUCUGCUUUUCUUUGUCAUAUAUGGCAGUAAAGAGAAUACCUUUGGGCUUUGGACAUUGUAAUUGGCAUUUGUCACAGUUUUUGUACAGCACACUAUUCCGAUAGACUAAAGAAAAUCAGAUGAAUCAGUAAAGGGAGCUUCCAUUACAAAGUUUAGGAGCAUCUCUGCUAUCCUAAAGUUCAGCACUGCCUGCCUCUUCUCGUCUUUUUAAUUAAUGAUGUAUUUAUUUAACUAAAAUUAUUUAUUUAUAUAAUGAUUUAUUUUUUGUGGUGUGGCAUUAAUGAUUCUCUUGCCUUGAUCUUAAUAGGACUGCUCGGUGGUGAAAUGCUGUUGUUAUGCACGUUUUCCUAAAAACUACUCCAUGCACAUUGUACAGUAGGGAAUUCAUGAGGGAAGUGGGUGUUCAUUCCAGGAGGUUGUUGACCUCUACAGUGUGCGCAUGUUAAAGCUAUCUCCUCCCUGUACUGUAGCAAAUGUUUUGUCUUUAUACCUGGAAGCUGCAGGUCUCCUGUGUGUGUAUUUACAUGUGUAAGUGUGUGUGUGUGUGUGGUGAGUGACUGAUGCGGCCAAAUCUACUGAUGUGGUUAUUAGGGCUCACGUCUGUAUCUGGGCUUUCUGUUGUCAUCUAGUUUAAUCUUCUUUCUUAAAGGAAAAAGUAACUGUUGUGUGAUGUUGUAUUAUCAAAGAUGACUCUGAGGGC